AUGGACAAAUACAUUUACUUCGACCCGCAGCUCACCAAGCAUGACCGCCUCUUGCUGGAGAAUCUGGCCGAAGACAUCAAACUCCAGUCUGGGGAGAACGGGGUAUCCAAUGGGGGAAGCAAGGGGUCCAAACAAGGUUCGGCGGCCUGCGACGACGAUCGCAACAAUGAGAUCCUGGCUACUCUCGACGCCUUGAAUAAUCCCAAGGACAGCCACUUUGAGCCAAGUCUCUUUAACAAUGUCGAUUAUGACCAGAUCCAAUGGAAAAAAUGGUUCAACCGCUUUAUCCUGCGUCCCUACAUCCCCAUCGCCAAGUCAAUAGUCCGCUUCGACACCGACGUGGUGAUGCUAACUCAUCUGCUUCUUUACUUCACCACGUCGGUCCCCAGCGCACUAUUCCUGUACUUUGGCAAAUUCACCUGGAUCCACGGCAUCCUGCACAUGGUGAUGCAGGGCUCGUACAUCGGCACGUACACGCUCAUGAUGCACCAGCACAUCCACCAGCGCGGCGUCUUGAAGAAGAAGUUCGCGGCCUUCGACCUGCUGUUCCCCUACAUCACCGACCCCUUGAUGGGGCACAGCUGGAACUCGUACUAUUACCACCACGUCAAGCAUCACCACGUCGAGGGUAACGGCCCGAAUGAUCUCUCAUCCACCGUCCGCUACCAGCGCGACGAUAUCUGGCACUUCCUUCACUACGUUGGAAGGUUCUACUUCUUCGUCUGGGCCGAGUUGCCCAUGUACUUCAUACGAGAGAAGCGGUAUGUCUUCGCGGCCAAGUCGAUGUUCUGGGAUGUUGGAUACUACACGACGGUCUACGUGCUGUUCAAGAUCAACCCGCUACCGACCACCUGCGUUCUGCUGCUCCCGCUGCUGAUAUUGCGGGUUGCGCUGAUGAUUGGAAAUUGGGGCCAGCAUGCGUUUGUGGACGAUACUGAGCCGACCUCUGAUUAUCGAUCUAGUAUUACUCUCAUCGAUGUUGUGAGCAACCGCCAUUCGUUCAAUGAUGGAUAUCACACGUCGCAUCACCUCAACCCGAUGCGUCACUGGCGCGAACACCCCAACCACUUUAUGAAGAGCAAGAAGGUGUAUGCAUCGCACAAUGCACUUGUAUUCCACAACAUCGACUACUUCAUGGUCACCAUCAGGCUCUUAUGUAAGGACUACGAACAUCUGGCAAAGUGCUUGGUGCCCAUCGGGGAGGAACAAAUCGCCAUGAACUUGAGUGAGCGGGUAGCGAUGCUGAAGAGGCACACUCGCCGCUUUACCGAAGAGGAGAUCAAGGUCAAGUUCCACCUAUCAUAA
This is a messenger RNA of Pseudomassariella vexata, 1305 nucleotides long. RefSeq lists its product as uncharacterized. The coding region runs from base 1 to 1305 and encodes 434 amino acids. The record is from RefSeq and is a predicted model, not a curated record. Gene Ontology annotation, biological process: lipid metabolic process. Lineage: Eukaryota; Fungi; Ascomycota; Sordariomycetes; Amphisphaeriales; Pseudomassariaceae. The transcript has 4 exons.